Molecule: messenger RNA, 1365 nt
Organism: Exophiala aquamarina CBS 119918
Lineage: Eukaryota; Fungi; Ascomycota; Eurotiomycetes; Chaetothyriales; Herpotrichiellaceae
Exons: 1
Coding region: 1-1365 (454 amino acids)
Source: RefSeq, a predicted model, not a curated record
AUGGGGUUUUCUAUCGAGAAAGCUUCUGUCUUCUUGACAGCCAUGCUCGCCGCCGUUGCCCAGGGCCAUAUGAUCAUGAGAACCCCGGUUCCUUACGGCAAGAGUAGUCUCAACAAUUCGCCUCUCGACGCCUCCGGUUCCGACUUUCCAUGCAAGCUUCGAUCUGGUGCUUUUGACAAAGAAGGCGCCAGCAACGUCAUGGCGAUCGGCUCCCCUCAGACCUUGAGCUUCACUGGUAGCGCAGUCCACGGCGGCGGAUCCUGCCAGAUUGCUUUGACGACCGAUCUUGCACCUACCAAGGACUCCAAGUGGAUGGUCAUCAAGUCGAUCAUCGGUGGCUGCCCUGCUAAUGUGCCCGGGAAUCUUCCAGCGGAUCCCGCGGGAACUGGUGCUUCCACCUUCCAGUACACCAUCCCUGAAGGGAUCGCUCCCGGAGAGUACUCGCUCUCAUGGUCCUGGUUCAAUCGAGUGGGUAACCGCGAGAUGUAUCAAAACUGCGCACCAGUCACUGUCACCGGUGGUACAAGCAAGCGCGACACCCAGGAUAGGCGCCGAUUCGAGGCGGUCGAGGCUGCUAAGCUUCGCGCACGUCAACAGCAGUCAGCCAGCUUCCCGGAUCUGUUCGUCUGCAAUCUCGCUGGGAUCAACAGUUGCACCACGCAAGAGAACUUCGAGUACGAAUUCCCCAACCCUGGACCGGAGGUGCAGACCGCAGGCAACGGGCCGUUCACCAUGCUGAGUGGAGGCGGUGGUGCGGGCGGGCCUGCCCAGCAGCCCACCGGUGCUGGUUCUCAACCCACUGGCAGCCCACAGCCAUCCUACGAGGCCCCCAAUCCUGCAUCUGGUCCUGCUACUGUCACACAACCAGCGGGCUCUCAAGAUCAGCCAACGGGCGCCCCCACCGGCAAUCCUCAAGGCUACCCGCAAGGCAAUCCUCACGGAAACGGACCUCCCGCAGGCGCAACUGGCUCAGCCGGCAACUUUGCGGAUGGAGCAUCGUCGUCCUCGUCUCCAGCUGCAACCAGCAACGUGGUGAAUCCAGUGAACACCGACGUCACGCCGAUCCAAACCCCCGCUCCUGACUCACGGUCAGGCGACACGACCGGCAGCAACAGCAGCAAUACUGGAGAUUCCGGUACCGCUGCUGGUACUCAAUCUGGGCCCUGCACGUCCGAGGGGGAGUAUAACUGCCUGACCUCUUCCUUCCAGCGCUGUGCAAGCGGGCAGUGGAGCCCCGUGAUGCCUCUCGCCGCGGGAAUGCAGUGCAGCACGCCGGGGUUGUCUGCAAACUUCGCUAUGAAUGCAGGCAAAGUCAAGCGCCACUCCCACGGAGCCCAUUUCCGGAUCUUCGACAGCGUACAUUAG